Messenger RNA from Spodoptera litura, 1345 nucleotides. RefSeq lists its product as uncharacterized. The record is from RefSeq and is a predicted model, not a curated record. NCBI's taxonomy places the organism in Eukaryota, Metazoa, Arthropoda, Insecta, Lepidoptera, Noctuidae.
AAUUAAUAUUGUUUUGUAGUUUGUAAAAAAUGAUUACUAGAUUUUUGCUUGUGGCCGUUUUUACUUUAGUUUUAAAAAACGCCCGAACACAGACCAUCGAUGACUUAGCCCCUCAGAAUCCAGUGACCAUUGCAUCAUCGCCUACAACGGCUUCAAAAUGGGAACAACUCAUACCAGCGCUUCAACUAAUUAGAGCCAACACCGAAAUCAAAAAAGAAAGACUGCAUAAUGUCAUGAAAUUAAUCAAAAUCAUUUUAGCUGAAGAAAUGGAGAAUAAAGAAGGGUCUAAGAUAGAUUCUGAUGAAGGUAUAGAUGAGAAGAAGAGAGAAGAAAAAGAAGAGGCUAUGAAUGUUAUAAAUAAAGAAGAAGAACAAGAAAAAGGGGAUGCUUUCUCUAUUCCAGUUAUUGAUUUUGAAAGCAUAGUAGAUGAGAGACUUCAAAGUAUAAAAGAGAUCAUUGAUGAUAGAAAUUUUAUGUUAGAUAAAUCAAAAUAUGAGUGUGAAAAGGAUGAAAAUGAUAUGCCGAAGAAUAAAUCAGCUAAUAUUAGCGAUAUUGUUAACAAAAUCUCGACAGCUUUAAACAAAUUAAAAGAACCAAAUCGUCCAGAACCCGAAACGGAAACACCGAACUUGAUACCAAUAUUCAGAUCCAAAGAAAACAUUAAUAGUUUGAAUUCUUUGAAACUGUCAGAUUCAAGACAAGCUGAAAUUAUCCCUACAUCCAACUUCCCAGCGUUCACAAUCCCUUGCCAGAAAGCUUCAGAUAUUUUAGCAGAAACAGCAACUUUUCCAUUACCAAACGACGUAUUGUGUAAUAAUCCAAGUGGGAAUUUAAAAGCAAUGGCUAAGAACACUAAGUUGAAUUUGGAUAAUCUGCCUUUUGAGAACAUAGUACCUAAUUCGAUUACUUGUGUUGAUUCUGAGGAUUCUCUUGCAGUAUUGUUUAAACCUAAGGCAAUAUCAUUGAUGCAGGUCUACGGAAAUUUGUUGAAAAAAAUUACUAUCACUGUUCUUGUUCCUUAUUACGUAUCCAAAUUACCAUUCUAGUGAUCAGUAUCAUCAUCAUCAUCAUCAUCAUUGUCAGCAGCCUAUAAGUUGGCAGUAUCCUGUGCUAUAAGUGCCCAUACAUACAUAACCCCACGCCUGUGUAGACAGAGACUAUGGAACUCCAAUUGAUACGAUUCCUACAUACCUCUUUCGCUUCAUCAACAGUCAUCAGUCUUUUCAUGCAUGCUCGCCGGUUAACUGUACUUUUUUGGCCCUUUUUUAAUAUAUCGCCAAUCUGGUUGAUUGUGCUUGUUUAGGUCGCUUUCUACCGACGGUCCCAUUCAUAUCUAUUUCGCAUA